AUGCCCACCACCACUACCACCGACUCUAGCAGCAGUGAUUAUGAACCAACAAGUACUGAGGAAGAUACCGGCACCGAGAAAGAGUACAAGAAGGAGAAACGCCUUUUCUGGAGUGAUGGAAAUGCAGGUGUAGAGAAAAAUUACGAGUUGGAAAUUCCUGGGUUCAAUGCGGUAGAAGCGGGUUAUUUGGCGGACGAUGAGACGGACACUGAGGAGAAAGAAGUCGAGAAAGUUGAAAUUAAACACAAAAAACGUUCGAGCGAAAUUUCUAAAUCAAGCAGUCUCUUCCUCAGCGAUUCUGAUGGAUUCGAAGAAAGGGCAGUUCUGUAA
This is a messenger RNA of Caenorhabditis remanei, 330 nucleotides long. RefSeq lists its product as uncharacterized. The record is from RefSeq and is a predicted model, not a curated record. Bases 1 to 330 code for a protein of 109 amino acids. The transcript is spliced from 4 exons. NCBI's taxonomy places the organism in Eukaryota, Metazoa, Nematoda, Chromadorea, Rhabditida, Rhabditidae.